Messenger RNA from Meira miltonrushii, 3685 nucleotides. RefSeq lists its product as uncharacterized. Gene Ontology annotation, biological process: positive regulation of nuclear cell cycle DNA replication; regulation of cell cycle phase transition. The coding region runs from base 477 to 3428 and encodes 983 amino acids. The record is from RefSeq and is a predicted model, not a curated record. Gene Ontology annotation, molecular function: nucleic acid binding; protein serine/threonine kinase activator activity; zinc ion binding. Lineage: Eukaryota; Fungi; Basidiomycota; Exobasidiomycetes; Exobasidiales; Brachybasidiaceae. The transcript has a single exon. Gene Ontology annotation, cellular component: nucleus; Dbf4-dependent protein kinase complex.
CACAAACUUCAGCACACGGCUUCACAUUUCCUAGGCCAAUCCAUCUUGCCAAAUAGCACGACCAUCAAUCCAGGUAACUGAUUCUCAAUCAGUAAACCUUCGAUUCGUAUCGAUUGCCGGUAUUGAACGGGUAUUUAGCGCCAAUCACAUCAUUCACUUUUCCAGCAAAUGCGAUCCUAGCCCAAAACACUCGAGCGACAUACGUCAAAGAUUGGCCAUACAACAUCAAUCUUUUCAGUCCAAGAAACUUUCUGGAAAACCUUACUGCUCCCUUGCCAACCUUGCCACAUGUUUUGAUGCUCUUCAGCUUGCACUUUAAAAGGAUCCAAUUUUAUGCGAAUCCAUAUACCUUCUCAACUAUCAUCGUCUUUCUCCAUCCCUUCUCUCGGUUUUUCCUCAAGUAAUUUGAUCUAGCAAAUACAUCGUCACUCCCCCUUCUUUUCCCCUUUGCCGCUGGUGCUGGCUCAUUGCACACCAUGUCCCGGCCAUUCCAUUCAAUGUCAAAUCAUCAUCAAUCUUCGGCAUCAAAAGGAUCAAAGGACACAAGUCAGAAUGAGUAUGGGCCAUCUUCAGUUCAAUUCCCCAAACCCGCUCAUGCGAGACAGCCGUUUGGUAACAAGAAUACGGCAAACUCACCUUACAAAAUAACAACAGAGGAAGUUGAAAUGAUCUCCAAUGACGGAACAAAGAAGAAAUCUCCCAUUCUUACCAAAGAGCCGCCAAAUCCGAAAGCAAAUACUCCCAAAGUGAGCACAGGACGCCAGGAAGGCAGUGCUCCAACGAAGACUGCUUCUCCAGGUAGCAGACAUCAAUCAUCGCUUCCGCACAGCAACAGAUACCUAGCACCAUUGAGCGGCAGUCAAAAUAUUUAUGGAAGAUAUGGAGCCAGCGCGUAUGCUGCUCAUGCUCCUUCACCUUUGAGUCAUAAUCAACAUCAACAAACCGAAGAGCAGGAAAAUGAAGAAGAGAUUCCGCAGAAGCGAUCAACAGCUGGCGAGUCAGCCCUCCUAUCUCCAAGUGCUGUCAAAACGCCACGAAAGAGGGCGAUCCCUUUGGAGGAUGUGCAUGCUCGUAAUAUUGUUGGACGUAAUACCUUUGAAAAUGCCAAAAGCCCUAAUCCUCACAAGAGAAGCAAGUCUUCUCACAACGGUAGUAGUACGGCUGGCGGCAGUACGAGCACAAGUCUUGGUAUUUCUGCUGCGAUUGAUGAAGUCCAUCUUGAGGAGAGUAGUACGGCUGAAUCAAUCCCUUCCACAAAUAGAGCAUCUCUCAAAGACAAGAAACCCGCAACAUCUACGGUUGCCAAGACGAUACGAAUUGACAAGCAAUCCCGCAUCUCACCUAGUGAUCGUAUCAAACGGGAAGAAAACAAAUCGCUAAGCACGAUGGAAUGGCGCAAGAAAUUCUUGCGUGCCUUUCCCUCCUUUCGUUUCUAUCUCGAUGGUUUUGACCAAGCAACGAAAGUGGAUGUAUCCAAUACCAUCGCAUAUUUCGGAGGUCAACUGGAACCUUUCUUCUCUAACACAGUCACACAUUUGGUCACUCAACGUAAGUUCAGUAUACCUCUGGUGGACGAACAAGGUGAAGUGAUUGGAACGCAAGGUGAAUCGCUUGUGCACACCGAAAGUGCGACAAGUGCAUCAGCCUCGGGCCGUUCUUUGAUGGGUGCUGGUCGUUUCUCGAGAUUGCCAACACUGCGAAAGAAGAAUGCCAAUGUGCCUCUACAUUCAGAAAGAAAUCCUUUUGAUGAAAUGGGGCCUCCCGUAUCUGCCAAUGAUAUUCUUGUCAAAGCCAAGAAUUUUGGAAUCAAGGUGUGGACGUUUGAGAAAUUCAAGACAGUGAUGUCAGGCUUGAAGGGAGAACAUACGGUAGACAGCAAAAAGCAGCCAAAUCUUUCGCAAAUGUUGGCGAAAGAAAAGGUGUACGGCACACAAGAGCGUGAUCCGAAAGCAGCACGAUCCGAUUAUCACUACUUCUCCCGCAAUUCAAUUUACUUAUUGGUCGAAGACGCAACGGCUGAACAUAGGCCAAUUAUGGCACAAGAGUGGCGCAAACCAGCUCGUGAGGAUGAAGAAGUGCCAUGGCCAGUCUUGUAUGGUGAAUUGGAAGGUCGUUGUCCAUUCACCCGCUUUCAACUUGCUGAAGGCCAUCAACAACGAACACGACCGAACAGAUUCGAGACGUUGCAACGAUCAGUCUCACUCAAUCAUGUUCGAAAGCAGAAUCGUAAUGCAAGCUUGAGUCCUGCGCCUUCAAAUGACAGCCGCAGUCGUUACACUAUUGCUCGAGGUGCAAGUCCAUAUCCUCUUGCCAGUGGUAAUAGCGUUAGCAUUGCAUCUACCAACCUUACCAGCACAACAUCUGCAGCACCAAGUCAUAGUGCCAAUGCAUUAGGAUUAAUGUCUCCCUUCCAUCCUUUAGGUCGCAAAGCACACCAAGCAACUGCGAUCGGAAUGGGCAGACCUUCAUCUUUGCCACGCAGCUUUGGUCAACAUUUCCCUGACCCAGCUCAACAGCAAGACCAAGCUCGGGUAUCAAUAGUCAAUCGAAUGCUGGGCAUCACGGAUACUCGUUCUGCAAGUGAAUUAACAAAAGCAAAGAAGAGUAUGAAUCCGAUCUCUCGAACGAUUGCGCAAACGGGUGGCAUGCGCCGAUCUGCCAGUACGGGAACAAGAUUGCAAGAGUAUCAAAGAGAGAAACGUCCGGGAUACUGUGAAAAUUGUCGACAGAAAUACGAAGACUUUGAUGAUCACGUUUUGAGUAAGCGACAUCGAAAAUUCGCACAAGAUGACGGCAACUUUGACAAGAUUGACGAGCUUCUCUUGCGAGUGUUGCGACCGAUUGCAACAUGGGCCCUACGUAUCUCCACAAACGUUGGCGGUGUGAAUAACGAGAAUGAUCAGAAUAUGGGAGAUGAAUUUAUCGAAGAACCGUUUUCUGACAUUGAUAGCGAGCAAAGUCCUGAGGAGAAACAUGGCUCACCUGGAAGCCGCGUUUCGCGAGAGCAAAGCGUACAUCGUACACCACAAAUGUUGAAUGACGUUGUUCAAUCAUGGCAACGUGAGGCAGCCAACACAACAGGAGACGACAUUGAUCAAGAAGAUCAAGAUCUGAUAGAGCUGGAAAGACAUGUGGCCGAAGCAGCGGCUGCUUUCCGUAUUCGAACGGGAGUCGAUCAGCAUCGUUCACCACAAUAUGGUACCGAUGUUGGAGAGGACACGGUUGGUACAUCACCCAAUGCACCUAGUUACGGAAUUGGAGUGGGAACUGGCGGCAUGGAUGACAGCAUGACGACAACGAUCAGCCCACAUACGAGUCCACAAAUGAAGCAUCGUGAGGUGCAUCAAAAUCAGCAUGAAAAUGAUAUUGCAAGCCAUCAUUAUCACACUACAAUUCAUCAACAAGAUGAAUUCGGAACACACACUUGAACCGGAAAUGAAAAGAUUCAGUCAAUAAUAAUUGCACCUAUCAACAUACCUACAUAAGCAUCAUUAUUCUCACGUCUCUUUAUAAUUCUACAUAUCUUCAUAUCUCACGCAAUCCUUCCUCUCGCACACAAAACACCGUCUCGAGUACUACCUACCUAGCAUUUGUACCAUCUUUGCAUUGACUUUUUCCCAUACCAUUCUGUGUAACCUAUCGUUGUUUACGCAAUCAUCUAACAUUCAAUUAUCAAAAAUAGUGG